This is a messenger RNA of Boleophthalmus pectinirostris (great blue-spotted mudskipper), 2778 nucleotides long. RefSeq names its product mitotic spindle positioning (gene misp). Lineage: Eukaryota; Metazoa; Chordata; Actinopteri; Gobiiformes; Gobiidae. Bases 11 to 2026 code for a protein of 671 amino acids. The record is from RefSeq and is a predicted model, not a curated record. The transcript has 4 exons.
AGACCGUCUAAUGGAUGAUACGAGCAGACUGAUCGAAGGCUUUAGUAUGAGCUUUAGCCAUGUUAGACCGAAACCAAAACCAACAAUCGAUUCUGAUGCUAUAGACGAAGAGCAGAUUAACUUCAAUGCUGCAAGAAAGCAGUUUGUUCAAAUGGAGCAAAAUAAGAUAGACCCCAUCAUACGGCCACGCAAAAUUCAAGUGAAGACAUCACCCAAGCUAAAACCAGAUGCUGCAGUGCUAAGAGAAGAAAUAAAGAGAGAGGAGCUAGUGUUCAAACCAAGCGUGGAAGAUAGUGUUGAUGCAGAAGUGAAGGACGAUCGAAGUAGCAGUCAUAGUCGACAAAGCAGCUAUAUGGAAGAGUCAGAUGGACUUUCACUAAAUGUCAGCUAUAGCAGCAUCGAUGUGCUGGCCCAUGAACAAAACCAAACAGGAAAUAACACAUUCCAGUUUAAUGUAGAGCCCGAGACGCCAAUUGAACGAGAGAUACGUAUUACUCAAGAACGUGAGGAGAACUUGCGUAGAUCCAGGGGCCUGCAGAGUAGCGUCAGCGAAAUGGUCGAAAUCAAAACCAAAAGAUUGCAGUUGCUGACGCCGCUAACACCUUCGCGAGUCAAAGAUAAGGGUAAAGCAAGUUCUAUCUUCCAAGAAAUCCAAAGAAAGGAAGAAGCAAUCAAGCAAGAUGCUGCUGCACAAGAGUUAGCAGGUCGAAGCCUUGAGCGAGCAAAUAGUUACGAUGUUCUUCAUUCCAACGCUAACGAGGAUAGAGCGAGUUUUAUCUUCCAGGAAAGAAAGGGAGAAGCAAUCAAUCAAGACGGCGUAACACGAGGGUUUCCAGGUCCAAAGCGUGAGCGGGCUAAUAGUUAUGACAUCCUGCAGCCCAAAGCUCACACUAAUGAGAGUAAUGGUACCAACGCCUCUGAGCAGAAAGCAAAGCUGGAUGUUGUUGACUAUGCUUUACAAAAGCAAAAUUACACCGGUCAAGAUGGAAGCAAAACCGAUGAUCGACAAAGUUAUACCAAGCAAGUUCAAGGGUAUGCUGAACCAUAUGUGCCUGGAGAAAGGCGAGUAGAAAGAUACAGCUACACCAAGCAAAGUGAUCAGGUACUGGCAAGAAAUGGGGAAUUAGAAGGAUUUAAAAGCUUUGAAGAAAGAUGGCAAACUCAAAAUGGAGACAAAAUGGAAAAUGGUUUUAAAAGCGUUAGCACUGAAAGGUCUGAAGACGUCUUUCCAUUGUCAUGUUGUCCUCACAAACAUCCAGAAGAUUCAGAUCCAACUAGACCGGAGCAGACUCCAGCAUGGAGGGACAGUCUGGAGAGAACAACAGGUCUGCACAACAGAGGGCAGGGGGGGUCCCUGCUCAUUGAGAGAGACAUUGAGGAGGCUCUGAGGAGGGAAAAGGAGCUAAGGGAGCAGAGGGAGGCUCAGGUGAGACAAAUGUAUUCCCUGCAGACCCUGGUGGAGCAGUCAGACAGGAUGGCCGCCCCACAGUUCAUCAAGCGCGAUAUCGAGGAGGCGCUGAGGCGGGAGCAGGAGCUAAGCGAGCAGAGGGAGAUUCGAGGCAAACAGGUUUACUCGCCGCAGACGCUGGUGCAGCAGGCAGACAAGAUGGCCGCCACACAGUUCUACCCACAGAUCAGGACAGGUAAAGAAGAGUCCAGAGUCCACACCUACUCUCGUCCCUCUCUCGGCGGCCCCCAGCCCUGGUCUCCUGCCCCCCAGACCUCCCAGACUCCCCUGACCCCAUUCCGCAAUGUGACCCAGACAACAGCCCCCCACACACCCCAGAACCCCUCCCCCCUUGUGGUCCGGGUCCCCCUUCCGGUCCGAGGACUCACCCAGACCCUGCUACAGGACUUUGAGGAGAGAAGGAUCAAACUGAAGCUGGAUGAAAGUGCAUACGCUGGAAUCCAACCAGUCGAUUCUGUCAAUAACGAGGUGGUGGAGUCCACUCGGGUCGUGCGGCACAAGAACCAGAGGGCGCUGCAAUGGGAGGCCGGGCUCUUCGCCAACCAACAGGACCAGUGACCAUCCCAGUGUUCACCAGCAGGGGCAGUGUGGAGGCACUCAGCCGCUAUGGAGAAAUAAUGUUGCUGCGGCGGGGGGGGCUGUUUCAGAAGAACUCUCCACUCACAGUAACGAGGUCUGGAGUUCAACCUGAGAGAUGCUCAGUCCACACGUUCUCCAGGUAGAACUGCGGGCUGCACUGCCGUCGUCCACUGCUCCUGCCGUUGGAGGAUGGGUUAGGGUCAAACACAGAGUGCAAAUUUCCCCACAAGUACAACACAUGCACCUUAACCUCUUGGGCCUCCUUGACCUCCAGCCCAGCAGACUUCUGACUCUGGGUUCCACUUGAGCAGCACACAUGGAACAGAUCAGAAAUGUAUGGUGUAUUUGAUUUUUUGUUCAUUCAUUUGGCAUUUUGUAUUUGUGAUUGAUCAAAUGUGAUUGAUCAGCUUUGUCUCAAAUUUAAACCAGUUUUGAAAUUCAUUAGCCUCUUUGAGUGACAGCGCUCCUCCUGUCAGACCACAGCACUGACACAGUCCAGGGGGCGCUGAUGAGCAGGAAACACACAUCACUCUUCUUCUGUAGAUUUUACCUUUGGACUUUGACCUGAACUCAUAAGACUGCUUCUGAUUGGUCCGAUCAGAAUAAACAUGAUCCAGUGUGAUAGCAGCCAGCCAAUGAACUGUGAUCUUCAGACUGCUACAGUCAAAUAAAUGAUGCAGCUCCGAGCUACUUGAAUGAAGUCAAAAUAAAACUUUAUAUUUUAAAAAAGC